AAUUCUACUAAAAGGUUAUUGAUGAUCCAUGAAAUGUUGAAUUAGUGGCGUAACUAUGCUUUGUAUUGAUUUCAAUGCAAUUAAACAUGCAUAGGGGCCCGAGACAAAGUGCAAAAUGAUAUAAAAGUUUGCGACAAAUGUGCUUGGGUUCCUGAGAAUGCAGAAAUCAUGAAAAGUAUAGUUGCUAAGCUGAUUCUCAAGUUUAACACUUGACAUGAUUACUAACGGAUGUAUAUUUGUGUCUAUUUAUAGAAUCGAAAGAUGGUUGCAACAACCAAGAAAAUCGACCCAGCUUCAGCCAAGUCAAAGACGACUAAAGAUGCAAAGAAACCAGUUCAAAAGAAACAGGUCUUACGAGGCAAAGGCUUGAAGAAAAAGAAGGAACAUCUCAGAUAUGGUGUUGAUUGUACAAACAUUGCUGAAGACAACAUCUUGGAUGUUGCUGAUUUCGAAAAGUUCUUAAAGGAACGCUUCAAGGUUGCAGGAAAGACUGGCAACUUGGGAAACAAUGUCAACAUGGAAAGACAAAAGUUCAAAAUCUACGUCAAUUCAGACGUUCAUUUCUCAAAGCGUUAUUUGAAGUACUUGACAAAGAAGUAUUUGAAGAAACACAGUCUUCGUGAUUGGAUCCGUGUUGUCUCAAACGAUAAGGACCUCUAUGAAUUGCGUUACUUCAGAAUCAGUUCGAACGAUGACGAUGAAGAAGAAAACGAAUAAACCAAAUUCAAUCCUAAGCAAUGUGUGUUGUCAUUCUAACAUCCUUAAGAUUCCUAUGAAAUAAAAGCAUUAAUCUACAACACA
Molecule: messenger RNA, 801 nt
Organism: Chironomus riparius
Lineage: Eukaryota; Metazoa; Arthropoda; Insecta; Diptera; Chironomidae
Source: the annotation of a GenBank genome assembly